This is a messenger RNA of Truncatella angustata, 1823 nucleotides long. Its product is annotated as Nse4 C-terminal-domain-containing protein. Lineage: Eukaryota; Fungi; Ascomycota; Sordariomycetes; Amphisphaeriales; Sporocadaceae. Bases 197 to 1540 code for a protein of 447 amino acids. The transcript is spliced from 2 exons. Gene Ontology annotation, biological process: DNA repair. The record is from RefSeq and is a predicted model, not a curated record. Gene Ontology annotation, cellular component: nucleus; Smc5-Smc6 complex.
CCAACAGCGACGCGAUUUCUCAAGCGGAUUAUCAGACCCUUGGUGUGCAUAGAAAGCCUAAUAAACAAGAUCGUCUUAUUUGACUGGUGUUUUAUCAUAUGAGCAGAUCUCCUGAGUAUCUGACUAGUAUCAUUGCUCGCUCAGUCGUUUCCUACCUCGCCUCCUUGUUUGUACCUGCCGUUUACAGUUUCCAGCCAUGUCGUCUUCGCCAUCACGCUCCGGUUCGCCGGGCGUUGAAUCGGACAGAGAAAACAGCGGCCGCCCGCUUGUUGUGAGAGACAGAAGCAGUCGCGGUGCUGAAUCGUCAAAGCGGAAGCGGGGUCUCGCCAAUGGUGUAGACCGGGCAAGUUCUCGUCGCCGCACGGAGGAGCCUAGCGAUGCGUCGGACGGCAGCGAUGUGGAUGGCGAAGACUCGGAUCAAUACGAUCCAGAUCAGCCCAUUGAGGAGAGGCGUGAGGUCCAGCGCGGGCUGAGGAGGCUGCGGGAAGACGCCAGGAUAAACAGGGACAAAUACUUGCAACCUGGCGAAGGCGGGGUGCGACAACUGAUCAAGAAGGCAAACGCUUUAUCUGGGAAUGUCAAACAGACAGCUGAGGCCACAAUCGACUCGCGACUUUUGGUCGAGACUGUGGAAUUGUCCUACAAGAAGACUGCGUUGCUGACGUCUGGCGAUGCUGGUCAAGGUGUUGACGUCGACAGCUUUGUCACACAGUGCUUACGAUAUAUGCGACUAGGUGCCGGAAUCGCCGACGACGAGGCUCCAGAGCUCACAAGUACCCAGCGUCAGCGCAGGCAACCCAAUGGUAGACGACAACAGGCAGAUUCCGACGAUGAGGAUGAAAUUGGUGACGAGGGCGAUCCUUGCAAUUGGGAGCACCUUGGAAGAUUUGUCGGUGUGCCCAAUGUACGCCGGCCUGCUGCAUCUGGCUUCUUGCUGGGCCCGCUAUCUGUCGAAAAGAAGAUCAGGAAGAUAACCAAGAAGAGCGCUCCAUUCCGGCCCAAUGCUCUAAGGGAAACAAGACCAGAAGUUUUAGACGCUAGCGCAAUACAGAGGAAGGAGGAUAACGACCUGACUGCAAUUUGCCACAAGAUCCUACAGCGUCUGAAAGAGGCGCAGGCUGAAGCCCAGGACGCAGCAGAAGAUGCAUACAACGCUGGAGGCGAGGAGAAGUCAGAGGAGGUUAUGAAUCAAUAUGGGCUGAAGAGCACGGGUGGAAUGGACUUUUUCAGAUGCGUCAUCAACCCAAAGUCAUUUGGCCAAACGGUGGAGAACAUGUUUUACGUCAGUUUCUUGAUCCGCGACAACAGAGUCCAGCUUGAGGUCGACGAGAAUGGUCACCCGACCCUCGCUCCGAUCGAAGAACCGGAUCGCAACGAAACCGGCUCAAGGCAUGGUUCUCAAAAACAUCAAGCGAUCUUCCAUCUUGACAAAGCUCAAUACGAUGCAAUCGUGAAGGCUUACGACAUCAGGAGUUCGAUCAUUGAGCACCGUCAACAGCAAGGUAAUGCUGGACCAGGGGCCCGUGGAUGGUACAAUUGAUCGGAAAAUGGCAUUCCCGUCGUGUCUAGACCUGCGUUUCUCGACGGCAGCCCAGUGUUGGGCAUGGCCAAUACUCGAGGAGUUGCCCAUGCACCCGGACGUAUAUUAUACAACAAGUCAGUCGAAGCUACCAUAUUCACACCGCCGUUCUCAUGCUCUCCCGUUGCAAACACCCUUAUAUCGAAAUGAAUCACAACUAACAUAAGAAGACACAAAAUUUUCCCAAGCGCCCUUUUGCGGCUCAGCUCGGGAGCCUUCGUAGCCAUGAAGCAUCAUCUUGAAC